Molecule: messenger RNA, 3330 nt
Organism: Cryptomeria japonica (Japanese cedar)
Lineage: Eukaryota; Viridiplantae; Streptophyta; Pinopsida; Cupressales; Cupressaceae
Product: potassium transporter 1
Exons: 9
Coding region: 331-2646 (771 amino acids)
Biological process (GO): potassium ion transmembrane transport
Cellular component (GO): membrane
Molecular function (GO): potassium ion transmembrane transporter activity
Source: RefSeq, a predicted model, not a curated record
AAUCAUGCCUCAAACAUCUCAACAACACACACACACACACAAUUCCUGCGCGGUUCUGAUUCUUCCUUUUAAUCUUUCCCCGCCGGGACAAUUUGUCGUGAAUUUUGUUCUGUGACAGGAUUUCUGUCACAUCGUGCUCCUAGUCACUUCGCACUCGCUGAAAUGAUCCAUCCAUUCUUUAUAAUAUGAUUCUCGUAGUUACCGCCCAGAGAGUAGAGGAAAAGAAAUUGUCCGUUACUGGACACUGCAGCAGUUUGGUGUACUAAGAUCACAUUUUUCACAGCUUCUCCAGUUGCAAAGAAUUCUCGGUCUUUUCUCUAAUUUUCUGAUAUGGAUGCGGAGGCGAGCGGUUCUGCCACCAAGCGCAGCGAAGUUAGUUCACGCAAGAAUGUGUUGACAUUAGCUUACCAAAGCUUAGGCAUAGUUUACGGAGACCUGAGCACUUCGCCACUUUAUGUUUAUAAGAGUACCUUUUCAGGCAAAUUGAAACUCCACGAGAAUGAUGACGAGAUUUUGGGAGUUCUGUCUUUCAUUUUCUGGACUUUCACGCUUAUUCCCCUCUUUAAAUACAUCUUCAUAGUCUUGACUGCAGACGAUAAUGGUGAAGGUGGCACUUUUGCCCUCUAUUCGUUACUUUGUAGGCAUGCUAAAAUGAGCCUUCUUCCCAACCAACAACCAGCAGACGAACAACUCUCUACUUACAAGUUGAUGAGACCUUGUGAAACAUCUCAAAGCUCAGCAGUUAAGGCAUUCUUUGAAAAACAUCUGAGAUUUCGAAUUUUCCUCCUGGUUGUAGUUCUGCUUGGAACCUGUAUGGUCAUUGGAGAUGGAGUGCUUACGCCUGCAAUAUCAGUUCUUUCAGCUGUGUCGGGUGUUAACAUCAAAAUUCAUAAUUUACAUGAGAAUUGCAUUGUUGCCAUUGCCUGUGUAAUUUUAAUGGGCCUAUUUGCUCUACAACACUAUGGAACAGAAAGGGUUGCUUUUCUAUUUGCACCUAUUGUGAUUACUUGGCUCAUCUGUAUAAGUGGAGUUGGUAUCUAUAAUAUAAUACACUGGAACCCAAAAAUAUUCCGAGCAAUCUCUCCCUAUUACAUGUACAAGUUACUCAAGAAAACAGGCAUGGAAGGAUGGGUGUCACUCGGAGGUGUGGUACUGUGCAUCACAGGUGCUGAGACUAUGUUUGCUGAUCUGGGGCAUUUUUCCCAGCUAUCUAUUAAGAUGGCAUUCACGGGACUGGUGUAUCCUUGUUUAAUUCUUGCAUACAUGGGUGAAGCAGCUUUUCUUUCCAAACACAAGUGGGACUUACAAAGAAGCUUUUACAAGGCCAUUCCAGAAGCAGUAUUUUGGCCAGUCUUUGUAGUGGCUACACUGGCAUCAGUAGUAGCAAGUCAAGCAGUCAUCUCAGCAACCUUUUCUAUUAUUAGUCAAAGUUCUGCUCUCAGCUGUUUUCCCCGAGUGAAAAUUGUCCACACCUCCAAUCAAAUAUAUGGGCGGAUAUACAUUCCGGAAGUAAACUGGAUACUUAUGUGUCUGUGUCUUGCAGUCACAAUUGGCUUCAGAGAUACAAAUAAGAUUGGCCAUGCCUGUGGACUGGCUGUUAUUACUGUCAUGUUUGUAACAACUUGCUUGAUGUCUUUGGUGAUUAUCAUUGUAUGGAAGAAAAACAUUCUCACAGCUCUAUCCUUCUUGAUUGUCUUUGGAUCUAUUGAACUCCUAUACAUCUCGGCAUGCCUGUACAAAGUUCCUGAGGGGGGUUGGGUUCCUGUCGUACUCUCCUUGACCUUCAUGGCCAUCAUGUAUAUCUGGCACUAUGGAACAUUGAAGAAGUAUGAAUUUGAUUCACAAAACAAGGUUUCCAUGAGAAGGAUAUUGAGUUCAGGACCAAGUCUUGGGAUGGUGCGGGUCCCUGGAAUUGGGCUAAUAUACACUGACUUAGUAACAGGAAUACCUGCUAUCUUUGGUCAUUUUGUGACAAAUUUGCCAGCAUUUCACAAAGUGCUUGUGUUUGUAUGCAUCAAAUCAGUUCAAGUUCCUUAUGUUCCUUCUGAAGAACGUUACUUGAUAGGUAGAAUAGGCCCAAAAGAAUACCGGAUGUUCCGGUGCAUAGUUAGAUAUGGUUACAAGGAGGUUCUUCAGGACAACUAUGAUUUUGAAAAUCAGUUAAUUGUCAAAAUUAGUGAAUUUAUACAGAUGGAUUUCGAAGAAAAUUGUAUUGAAUAUGACACUGACACAUAUGAAAAUGAUAUGGUGAGAGUGGUAAGACCGGUAGAGUCUGUAAUAAAGAUGAUUUUAUCAGAUCAAGAGGAAAAUUCCAUACUUUCACUACAUAAAAGUCCUGAAAGCUUACCCAAUGAAAAUGCUCUUACAGUGAGGAAAAAACAAGUCAAAUUUGACUUUAGGAAGAGUCCCAAGUUAGAUUGCACAAUCAGGAAAGAGCUUAUGGAUCUUAUCGAAGCCAAGGAAGCAGGUGCUGCAUACAUUUUAGGACACUCACAAGUGAAGGCCAAAAACUCAUCCUCAAUAUUGAAAAAAUUUGUGAUUGAUGUUGCAUAUUCAUUUCUCCGUAAGAAUUGUAGAGGGCCAAAUGUUGCAUUGAGCAUCCCUCACAUUUCACUCAUUGAGGUGGGUAUGAUUUACUAUAUCUGAGAAAAACUUUAAAACAUAGGCUGGCAAAGAAAACCCAUCAAAUACCUCAUGCCAAUAAGUUCAGCAAAGCUAUCCUGUACCUUAUUUAUUCUGGUCAGAGACCUGGCCUUGUUGAGAUAUUUUGCUAGAAAACAGUUGCAUAAAAAAAGGCAUCUGGUCAUGUUCUGCAGUUCAAGAAGCCAGUGAGAGAACAGAGUGAUAUCAAUUCCAUAAGCACGACCAGAGAAAGCUUUCUUACUAAAAAAUGAAAUGUUCAUACUUCACAGUGUCCCUACUUCUAGUGACACGUAUUUAUUUGUUUUUCACAGAUAAUAGUUUGAGUUAUUUCUGUUCAUGAAGAGAGGGCAAUACAGAAACUUUAAUGCUGCAACUUUACAUUAUGCAGCAAAUGGGCUUCUGAGAAACCUUUCUUCUGAGAUAUAGAUAUAGUGAAAGUUGGACUCUAUUAUGAUGCAUCAUAUUGCUCAAGGCAGACUCUUGUCUGUUGCAAAUGAUGCAUCAUAUUGUUUUUUGUUCAAGACAAAUUGCUUAAUUCAUAAAUUAAGUACAUCUCAGGCUUCUCUCUUUCUGAUCAUUCGACUGAAUGCUUCAUGAGUAAUAAAUAUGCAUGAUUUGUAGCUCAUCAAAACAUGUAUUAGAUACAGCAGUUUUUCUGAAGCAAAUAAAACUUUUUCCCAUCUGACA